AUGCCACCCCCAAAAAAAGCCUACACCUUAACCUUCACCGGCGACGUCAUGCUCGGCCGCCUAAUCGACCAACUCCUCCCAACCCACCUCCCCAACCAACCCAACUGGGACACCACAAUCACCAAUAUCCUCAAAACAACCCCAUCCCUAAACACCUACUCCUAUGUUUCCCCCUGGGGAACAGCCCUCCCCUUCCUCCACGCCUCAGAUCUCAAUAUCAUCAACCUCGAAACGGCCGUGACUACCGUGGACACGCCGUGGCCAAACAAAGCUUUCAAUUAUAGGAUGCAUCCCCGGAACCUAGAGGUUUUGCAAAAGGGGAGGAUUGAUUAUGUUAGCUUAGCGAAUAACCAUACGGUGGAUUUCGGGGUGACGGGGUUACAGGAGACGGUGGAGGCGGUUAGGGGGGUUGGGAUUAAGUUUGCGGGUGUAGGGGAUAGACCGGGGGAGGCUGCGGUUUUGGGGAUGGGUGGUUCUCUUUCCGAUUCUUCUUUUGCUGCUGGUGGGUCUGAAGGUACUGAAGGUGAUGUUGGUGGUGGUAGUAGGUGUGAGACAAAAGAGUAUAAGAUCCACAUCUACUCCGCCUCAGACCACCCACGCGUAUGGGCCGACAUCCCCCAGUUCAAUUUCAUAGAUUACUCUCCUGCCACACGCGCAAAGCUCAAGACCCUCCUUACCAGCGGGGAAGAGCCGGCGCUGAAGAUCUUCUCCGUGCACUGGGGACCUAACUAUGCGUGGCGGCCGGCCGGGGAGAUACGAGCACUGGCGCGGUUCCUGGUUGAUGAGUGCGGAGUUGAUAUUGUGCAUGGGCAUUCGGCGCAUCAUGUACAGGGGGUGGAGGUUUAUCGGGGACGGUUGAUUAUGUAUGGUUGUGGGGAUUUUGUGGAUGAUUAUGCGUUGAAUGGGGAGUUUAGGAAUGAUCUUGGAGCGCUUUGGAGGGUUUUGGUCUCUGAGGAUGGGAGGGGUGGGUUGUCGUUGGGGAGGUUGGAGGUUGUGCCGACUAGGUGUCGGUUGUUUGAGGUUGAGGUUCUUGGAGUGGAGGAUGAGGAUCAUGCUUGGGUUAGGGAGAGGGUGGGGGAGUUGAGUAGGGAGUUUGGGACUGUUGUUGAGGGGGAGUUGGGGAGGGAUGGGCAGGUUAUUGUGGAUUUGGGGUGA
Molecule: messenger RNA, 1155 nt
Organism: Aspergillus oryzae RIB40
Lineage: Eukaryota; Fungi; Ascomycota; Eurotiomycetes; Eurotiales; Aspergillaceae
Product: CapA family protein
Exons: 1
Coding region: 1-1155 (384 amino acids)
Source: RefSeq, a predicted model, not a curated record